Alosa sapidissima (American shad) is the source of this 2142-nucleotide messenger RNA. It is a transcript of the gene lmo1, whose product is annotated as LIM domain only 1. The coding region runs from base 878 to 1345 and encodes 155 amino acids. The transcript has 4 exons. Gene Ontology annotation, biological process: positive regulation of transcription by RNA polymerase II. Lineage: Eukaryota; Metazoa; Chordata; Actinopteri; Clupeiformes; Clupeidae. Gene Ontology annotation, cellular component: nucleus. Gene Ontology annotation, molecular function: transcription coactivator activity; DNA-binding transcription factor binding. The record is from RefSeq and is a predicted model, not a curated record.
GGACACACACGCGCACUCUUUCCCUUAGCUGUGCUUUUGUGUUUUGUCAGAAUUAAUGAGAAAAGUUCCCUUGCCCUAGGGGUAAUUAGUGUCCUUGGAGUUAAAUAAGCUAAUACUUAGACACCUCUGGCACAAGCAAUUAUGUUUGUGUAUUGAAUAAUUGAUUCAAAGAGGGGGGAAGGGCCGCUAAUCAGAUCUGAGCAUAAUGAAUUGAUUUAAUUAACAGGGGAAUCCGAGGGUCUCUGGGAACUGCGCACAUUUAUUCAGUAGCAGGAGCGAGAGCAGCACACAUAAAUUGGGAGGGAUAGGCAGUGUGAGUAUGCUUUUAGCAGUUGUCGGGUCUACAAUUGGAUUUCUUGAAUAUAGUUACAGUUACGGAGCAAAUGAGAGCAGGGGAAAGAAGAACGCUUCACUGUACGGACAACUCGGCAGUUUAAUGUACCGAUAGGCAUUUGAAAAGCUCACUGCGGACGAAAUCAAGUCGAAUUUAUCUUUUGCAAUUCCUACUGCUUCGUAUGGAAUACAUCGACGCGAUUCGAUCUUGUUUAGACGUUUUUAAUUGCAGUUACAGUUCAGUCCGUGCCGUGGACAUUUACUCCGUGUGAGGGAGCGAGCCAAAGCUGAACCGGGAAUCGCACUGUAUGCUAUCCACGAAAUUAACAAUAGAAUAACAAUCGCUCCUCUCGUUUCCUUUCUACAUGGGUUUCCAUUAUUGAACAACCCAAUACUCAUACGCUCCUGCAAUUUCAAGCCUGCCGUGCAAGUGCAAUCCGGUGGUUUUUGCCCAGCAAUUUCUGACGACGAGUACACCGACUGGUGAAGUCUGCUGGAGCCGAGGACGGAUCGCCUGGCGCCGGACACCUCGUUCCUCAGGACGAUGGUCUUAGACAAGGAGGAGGGUGUGCCGAUGCUCUCUGUCCAGCCCAAAGGGAAACAGAAGGGGUGCGCUGGCUGCAAUCGCAAGAUUAAAGACCGCUACCUGCUCAAGGCCCUGGACAAAUACUGGCACGAGGACUGUCUGAAAUGUGCCUGCUGCGACUGCCGCCUCGGGGAGGUGGGCUCCACCCUCUACACAAAAGCCAACCUCAUCCUCUGUCGCAGAGACUACCUGAGGCUCUUUGGUACGACGGGGAACUGCGCAGCCUGCAGUAAACUCAUCCCAGCCUUUGAAAUGGUGAUGAGAGCCAGAGAUAAUGUUUACCAUUUGGACUGUUUCGCCUGUCAGCUUUGUAACCAGAGGUUUUGCGUGGGAGACAAGUUUUUCCUGAAGAACAACAUGAUUCUGUGUCAGAUGGACUAUGAGGAAGGACAGCUGAAUGGGAGCUUCGAGACACAGGUCCAAUAGCCAAGCCGAGUGGCCGGUGACAGCGGCAUCCCUCUGUGCCCCCACACACACACACAUAUACCCUCAUACUCUGAAGCACUCGUCUACACACACACAGUACAAAGAUGCACUUCCACACACACACACACACACACACACACACAUACCCUGGCACACAUAAGGUGUUUGGCUGCACUUGGAGAGGAAAGCGUCUGUCUGCUUGCCUGCAAUACUUUUUACAGUAAACCCCCCGACGGUCCCUAAGGACUCCAUUGUAAAUGUUCUUUUUGCCCCUUCCUUCCCCCAACACUGAGCAGUUACGAGUUUUGAUGUACAGUUGUGCCUGCUUAGCUGAGCACUGUAUCGCUUGUAUGUUUUUUGUGAUGUUUGUUUUGGGUUUUUGGUCCUCUCCCGCUUUCGGGUACAAAAAAAAUAAGAAAAUCAAAAGAAAGAAGGAAAAAACGUGGAGAGUUUGUACAGUCUGUUUUCUGUAUAUAUAAACUGGAACAUUUAUUUUAUGAAAUUGUAAUGCAAUUUUAUUACUAGUGUGAAUUAAAGAUUCUUAAAUGUUCAUAGUGAGUUUUUUUUUUUUUCUGUUGUCCUCUGAUCUCAGAAACCAAAGUUGUUUGAGGAGGCCAGCCCCUGCAUUGAUAUGUAAUUAACAACUCUGAAACGCUAUGAUGCUGUGGAAGCGUUUAAGAAUUUUGUAAAAGACAAGCAUUAAAAAAUAAAAAUGACACUAAUUUUAAGACAUGUGGAAGAGUAAUGAUGGAAUAAGAUGUUUAACAAAUUUAAAUCAGAUGAUGGUUUUAUUUGGA